UCACCUGGUAGUCACACCACAGCCACUCUUGAGGGGAGAUGCACCACGUUUGACGCAAACAUGACUGGUGAUAAAACGCAGAAAAUUUGCGAGACCAAGUGCCUGUGGAGGCCUGAUGUGAGAAAGAAAACGAAGAUUGACGAAUUCCGAGAAGUUGUGAACAAAAAGUACUCUAAUUCCUUUGGUAAUUACCAAGAGUUGUACAAGUGGUCUGUGGAGCAGUAUUCAGACUUCUGGGAAACAUGGUGGGAAUUUGGAGGUUUUAUAUACUCAUCACCUCCUACACAAAUUGUGGAUUCUUCUCUUAACAUCACACAAGUACCACGCUGGUUUACUGGUGCCAAACUUAAUUUUGCUGAAAAUCUUCUCCGCUUUCGUGAUGAUCAUAUUGCAAUAUAUGCAACGGGAGAAGGACAGCAAGGCAUAACUGCAGUCACAUAUGAACAGCUGUAUAAACACGUUGGUGCUUAUUCAAGAGCACUUAAGAGCCAUGGUGUGAAGACUGGUGAUCGUGUAGUGGGUUAUGUACCCAACUGCUCAGCUUCAAUACAGGCCAUGCUAGGUACAGCAUCCUUAGGAGCUGUGUGGAGCUCAACAUCCCCUGACUUCGGUAUUACGGGAGUCUUGGAGCGGUUUACUCAAAUCGAGCCAACUAUUUUGUUUACUGUUGAAGCUGUAGUUUAUAAUGAUAAAGUUCAUGACCAUCUAGGCAAGGUCAAGAAAGUGGUUACUGGUUUGAAACACUUGAAAAAAGUUGUCAUUAUUCCAUUUGUCCACAAAAGGAAUGAAAUUGACAUUUCUGACAUUCCUAAUGGUAUGUUCCUAGAAGACUUUCUAGCUGAAUGGGAGAGCGAUGAAGAGGUGGAAUUUGAACAGGUUCCUUUUCAUCACCCUUUAUUUAUUAUGUUUUCCUCUGGAACCACUGGUAUUCCCAAGUGCAUGGUCCACUCUGUUGGUGGUACCCUCAUUCAGAUAGCAAAAGAGCAUGUGUUGCAUUGUGAUCUCUCUCGGGACGAUGUCUUUACUUACUACACCACGACUGGUUGGAUGAUGUGGAACUGGCUAGUAGUGGGCUUGUUUUCUGGCUGUUCACUGUUUCUGUAUGAUGGCUCUCCUCUUCUGCCCACUCCCAAUGUGCUCUGGGAUCUGGUUGACAAGUUAGGAGUCACAGUGCUGGGUACAGGUGCUAAAUGGUUGGCCGUACUGGAAGAAAAAGGGAUUAUACCUCGUGAAACGCACGACUUGUCAUCAUUGCGAGCCAUACUCUCCACUGGCUCUCCUCUGGCUCCACAUUCCUUCCAUUAUGUUUACAAUAAUAUUAAAGAGGAUGUCAUGUUGGGAAGCAUUACUGGGGGCACAGAUAUUAUAUCUUGUUUCAUGGGCAGCAACCCCAACCUGCCUGUCUUUGAAGGAGAGAUACAAGGAAGGAAUUUGGGCAUGGCUGUGGAGGCUUUCAGAGAUGGGCAGCCUGUAUACAACAUACGAGGAGAGCUAGUGUGCACCAAACCAUUUCCUUCUAUGCCAACACAUUUCUGGAAUGACGAUGGUGGCAUAAAAUAUACAAAAGCUUAUUUUGCAAAGUAUCCCAACACUUGGACCCAUGGAGAUUAUAUCAUUAUCAACUCAAAAACUGGAGGGAUAACCAUGUUGGGACGAAGUGAUGGUACUCUUAAUCCAAAUGGUGUCAGGUUUGGCAGUGCAGAGAUAUAUAAUAUUGUUGAGCAGUUUGAAGAAGUCAGUGACAGUGUAUGUGUGGGCCAGAGGAAUGCUGCUGGUGAAGAAAGAGUAGUGUUGUUCUUGAAGCUUCAUCCAUGUAUGGAAUUCACCCAAGAGUUUGUACGCCGAAUUGUAUUGGCCAUACGCUCUGAACUCUCAGCCAGACAUGUUCCCGCUCUUAUUCUUCCUAUCACUGAAAUUCCAUACACAGUGAGUGGCAAAAAGGUGGAAGUAGCAGUGAGACAAAUGAUUCAAGGAGAGUGUGUAAAGAACAGGGCUGCCCUCUCCAAUCCUGACUCGCUUGACCUUUAUGCCAACAUCCCACAACUACAGGCUUGGUGAAGUUCUUCUCACUGCUAGUACCUCAAACUAAAACUUGCAUCCAGCUACUGUGUGAAACGGAUGGUGAAGUGUGCCUCAGCUGCUGUGUUGAAGGGCUUGAGGUAAGUCCCCUAACUGCUUCAGCUAAAAUAUUUCCAGUGUUUCACCAGUUCCUCCAAUGACUUGUUGCCUUUUUACAGAGGGACUGUGGAAGUUAUUGCUGUGUGAUAGUGUAGCUUGGAUAAAUUAUCCUCAAAUAUUUUAUUAGUUGCAGCUGCAGUAUGUCAGUGACAGUACUUUAGUGGCUUAAAUUCUUGAAUACUUGGCAGCGAGACUUUUUGAUAGGUAUUUAAGCAAAAUAAAGUUUAUUUCAUUUAACAAAGUUGUUAAAUUUGAUGUACUAUAGUAUUUAAAAAAAAAAAAUUAGUUCAAAAUACAGUGCCAUUAAAGGUUGUAAGACACCUUUGUAAUUUUUAAUAGAAUUUGUUCUGUAAGUUAUAUAACCAUUUUGGUAUAUAUUUUAUACUUUAAUAUUUAUGACAAAUACCAUUGAUAUUGGUUACUUUAGUAGAGUAUCAUUUUAAUCAGCAUAACCUAAAAUACAGCUACUGUAUUUGUAUCGAUCAUUUUGACCAGUUUCCAUGAAAGUUUUCCUCAACAUUCUUAGCCAUCCUGUAAUAUAAUUGCUUAUCCCUCUACUGCAGCUACAGGAUAUGCUACUGAAAGUAGCUUAUUCAUUGUUCAGAAAAUUUGUAAAUAGGAUUGACUGUUAUUGUACUAAAAACCUUUGUUUUCAAAUUGUCAUAGUUAUGUGCUACAGCUUAUCAAUCUCUAGGAACUGCAGUAUUGAUGCAUUAUCACAAAUUGCGAAGUUUCCCCUUUGUGGUAAAUUUUCCCGCAUUAUGGAUAAAAAAAUGUUGGGUGCUUUGGAAAUUACUGUGGUUAUCUUACUGCUUUUAGAAUCUUGCCUCUGGCUCAAUGUUCUCAUUGCACAUGUAUAAUCAUUCAUUAAAAUCAGCUUAUUCAUUUCAGUCAAGCCUCUCUUAAUCUGAUAUUAGAUACCAAGGCAUUUUUUAAUUAAAAUGUUUCCCAGUCCAACAAACAAUAUACAUUUCAGCUGAGCUUCAUUCUGUUUUAUCUCAUAAAUUAGUUGCUAUUUACACACUUGCCAAGUAAGAUGGACAAACAGAUAACAAAUACAGGUACAACACCAAUUUUCCGAAACCCUUGGUUCCUAGGCUUUGCUGUACAGUAUGUAUGUUAAUUUUUGCCAGAAUAACAGAGGUUAUAUUAUUCAACAAUACAUCUCUGACCCACUAUUGUCUGCUGGAAACUUAAAUUAAACAGUAUAAAUGAAACAUUUAUUUAUUACUGUACUUACAAAGAUUAUUGCAGUACUUCUGCUCCCAAAGUGGCAAAUUUUAGAGUUGUAAUGUAGCUGCUGAGCUAAUCACUAGCCAUAGUUAGGGUUAAUUAUUAGCAAAAUAUGCUAAGAAUUGCAAAAAAUUGAGGAUCGUCAACAACUGUAGUCUAAACAAUAUAAGUGAGCAUGUACUGCAUAACGCCAUCUGUGGCUGCUAAUUAAACUAUUUUGGCAAAAAACGUAUAAUCUUGUAAUUUUGUCUAGACUAAAAGAGGUGCCAGAGCAUCACUUCUCGGUAAAUCGGUGUUACAAUUUUAUUAUAUGGUACUACAAAUUAAAGAAAUGUGUGUGUGCACGUUGUUUUAACCUGAUUCAUUGAAGUCACAAUAUUGAAAGUCUAGCAAAAAAAAAUACUACUUAAUUUUCCAGAGGACAAUUUGUGUGUAUUGAAUUUGUGCAUUGUAUUCAUAGCAAAGUGCUAAGCCCAUACAGUAUCUACAGAAUUGGAAGUAAUUAGGCUUAAUCUAAGGUAAGGGAGGGUAGUUUAAUUUCUUGAAUCAAGAGUCAUUCAUUAACACCAAGGUUCCUUGAAUGAAGGCAUGUGUGCUUUGAAAAAAAAUUGGUAUACUAAAUAAAGAAUAAUUUAAACAAAUUCCCAAGCUCAAAUUCUCUGAAAAAAAAAUUAUUGUGUGUUACAAGUUUUAGAUUAGUGAGGUUUGACUGAAACUGCAAUACAAAUUCUUAUUAAAUCUGUACUGUAUACAGGCAAUAUAGUUCCAUCUUGAGAUAUAUGGUACUGUACUGUAAUGUUUUAGAUUAUAAAAUAUUUUAGUAGGUUAUCUUGAUGUAUAGUACAGUAUGUACUUGCAGAUUUUUCAUGUUUGUACAGAAAAGGAAAUGUUGCAGAUCUUUCACCAGCAAAAUGCACAAAAUGUAGAAAAGCUAUAAAUAAAUCACUAAGUAAUAAUUCACAGUGGAAAAGAUUUAUGAAUAUACAUUUGAGUAAAUGGCGAGUUUAAUGUGCUUCGAGAUCACUUGUGAGUAAUACUUUGAGUGUUAUGCUCUUAGUGAAAAAUUUUGAAACCAAUCUGUGAUUGUAACCUUUCCUUAUACAUAACUCACUGUUCAAAAGCAUUAAGGAAAUUUAAUUUGUAUAUUGUACAUACAUCAAUUAUAAACCAUGUGUUGUCAAUAUUUUUUUUUUCAACACGUCGGUCAUCUCCCACCAAGGCAGGGUGACCCAAAACGAAAGAAAAUCCCCAAAAAGAAAAAAUACUAUCAUCAUUCAACACUUUCACCUCACCCAUACAUAAUCACUGUCUCUGCAGGGGCACUCAAAUACGACAGAUUUAGAAGUCCCUCCAAACCGCCAAUAUCCCAAACCACUCCUUUAGAGUGCAAACAUUAUACUUCCCAUGUAUUUUUUAAUCAAAAUACAUGUAUCUCAGUUGAUGAUGAAAGUUUUUUCUUUCUUUUUGGGUCACCCUGCCUUGGUGGGAAAUGGCCGAUGUGUUAAAAAAUAAAAAUCUCAGUUGAAUAUACGUACAUGUACAUAAUUGCUUACAUUGUUCAAAUAUUUUAUUAAAUUUAAUUUUAUUUAUAUGCAAGUAUACAUGACUUGGAAAUACUACCAGGAGAGAAGUUGGAAGCACACUUUUUUCAUACAGUACUAAACUGUGCUCUUCUGUGAUCAUUCCAUAAGCAGUGUCUGCCAACUUUGUGUUUUCUCAUUACUUUUUCCAUUAUCUACUAUUGUACAUUAUUCUUUAUAAUGUCAUAACCUGCCUCAUUAUUUCUGCCUGUGAAAGCAAAAUCAUCCUAUAGCCCCCCUUUUGCAGCUGCUUGGGAAGAAGAUAAAUUUCAUUUCUGAAGAUAUUUUUUUAAUAUAAAGAAUGUUAAUAGUAAAUAUGUUUCAUUGCACUUCUUUUUAAUGUUUCCCUAAUCUGUUGAAAGUGCAUUUAUACUGAAGAUGCUUUAUGUCUGAUGUAUAGCAUUAACUUAUAUAGAACCUCACAAUGCAAUAAUUUAAGAGUCAGUUUUGUGAAAUAGUAAAUAUUUAGUAUUACUGUAUUUAAUGGCAGUGGUCUGUCAUGUUAAAUUUAAAAGAAAAAUUUCUCAUUGUUACCCAGAUUGGGAAAAUAUUAGUCUUCAUGAACAUUUGUGAUAUUGGUUAACUAUUUUCAUAAUUAUGAAGAUACAGUGGACCCCCGGUUUACGAUAUUAUUUCAUUCCAGAAGUAUGUUCAGGUGCCAUUACUGAACGAAUUUGUUCCCAUAAGGAAUACUAUUGUGAAUUAGAACAGUCCAUUUCAGACCCCCAAACAUACACGUACAAACGCACUUACAUAAAUACACUCACAUAAUUGGUCGCAUUGGGAGCUGAUCGUAAAGCGGGGGUCCACUGUAUAUUUGCUUAGCAACAUCCAUACUGAAUUUAAUUCCAGAAUGUUGGUAAAUUUUACAUUAAUUUAUUUUUUUAAUAAUCAUGUAAAUUUAUGUGAACUCUUCUACUAAUGACAUGUUAGGCCUAAGCUACAUCAUUCAUGGGUAAUGCAAGGUAAUCAGGAUUCACCCAGGGAGAAGGUAGCUCCAGUUCCUCAAAUCAAGUCCUUCAACAGCAAGAAGGUAACCCCCUUUGAAGGGAGAAUCUCUUAAGUAUAUAAACUUACCAGAUGUUGCCUCAGCAUCCAUGCUGAUUUUGUUAACUUUUUGACUAAUAAAAAGUAUGCCUAU
Cherax quadricarinatus is the source of this 6132-nucleotide messenger RNA. Its product is annotated as acetoacetyl-CoA synthetase. Lineage: Eukaryota; Metazoa; Arthropoda; Malacostraca; Decapoda; Parastacidae. Gene Ontology annotation, biological process: lipid metabolic process. Gene Ontology annotation, molecular function: acetoacetate-CoA ligase activity. The record is from RefSeq and is a predicted model, not a curated record.